This is a messenger RNA of Echinops telfairi (small Madagascar hedgehog), 2337 nucleotides long. RefSeq names its product RAB11A, member RAS oncogene family (gene RAB11A). Gene Ontology annotation, biological process: melanosome transport; neurotransmitter receptor transport, endosome to postsynaptic membrane; exocytosis. Gene Ontology annotation, cellular component: postsynaptic recycling endosome; transport vesicle; axon. Gene Ontology annotation, molecular function: GTP binding; GTPase activity. Lineage: Eukaryota; Metazoa; Chordata; Mammalia; Afrosoricida; Tenrecidae. The record is from RefSeq and is a predicted model, not a curated record. The coding region runs from base 108 to 758 and encodes 216 amino acids. The transcript has 5 exons.
ACCCGGUCGGGCAGCUGAGGCUCGGCGCUCGGGUUACCCCUGCAGCGACGCCCCCUGGUCCCACCGACACCACUGCUGCUCCCGCCCCUUCGCUCCCCGGCCGCGCCAUGGGCACCCGCGACGACGAGUACGACUACCUCUUCAAAGUUGUCCUUAUUGGAGAUUCUGGUGUUGGAAAGAGUAAUCUCCUGUCUCGGUUCACUCGAAAUGAGUUUAACCUGGAGAGCAAGAGCACCAUUGGAGUAGAGUUUGCCACAAGAAGCAUCCAGGUUGAUGGAAAAACAAUAAAGGCACAGAUAUGGGACACAGCGGGGCAAGAGCGAUACCGAGCGAUAACGUCAGCAUAUUAUCGUGGAGCUGUAGGUGCCUUAUUGGUUUAUGACAUUGCUAAACAUCUCACAUAUGAAAAUGUAGAACGGUGGCUGAAAGAAUUGAGGGAUCACGCUGAUAGUAACAUUGUGAUCAUGCUUGUGGGCAAUAAGAGUGAUUUACGCCAUCUCAGGGCAGUCCCUACCGAUGAAGCAAGAGCUUUUGCAGAAAAGAAUGGUUUGUCAUUCAUCGAGACUUCCGCUCUAGACUCAACAAAUGUCGAAGCUGCUUUUCAAACAAUCCUGACAGAGAUAUACCGCAUUGUUUCUCAGAAGCAAAUGUCAGACCGACGUGAAAAUGACAUGUCUCCAAGCAACAAUGUGGUCCCUAUUCAUGUUCCACCAACCACUGACAACAAGCCAAAGGUCCAGUGCUGCCAGAGCAUAUAAGGCAUUCUCUUCUCCCUAGAUGGCUGUGUAUAGUCCAUGACCCAGGUCUGAGAUUUAAAUAUAUUUGUAAUUCUUGUGGUCACUCUGUGUUUUAUUACUUCCUCACACUUAUGAAAUUUCCCAUGUCUUAAGUCUUUGAUUUUAGCUUUAUAAAAUCAUUGUCCCAAAUGACUGCAGCUCUUUCCCUGCUAUGGCCUCACUAGCCUUGGUUUAAUAAACUGGGUGUUUGGGUUCCUCAGUUACUGUCUACUUUUCAUCAUGGCAGCCUGCCACUGUAGGGCAAAGUCGAACUUGAUCACUCGAAGCGCAGACCUAUAGAUCUUGAUCAAAUCAAAAGAUGAAGACAUUAAAAAAUAGGUUGUUAUUUUGCCAUAGAGCACUUAUAAUUAAUACACAUCUCUCUCAGUGCAAUAUGUAUUCCCCAUAUCCAAGAUUUGCCCUAUAAGCCUAGCAGGAUUGUGAGGACUGGAAAUGUUGCCCGUACUCUAGAAGUUACUUUCUAAAAUGCCUUAAUAGGUUUGCAAAUUCAUAAAACCUGUUCUUUGAUUUUUCUAAGCAUAGAAGUUGGCUGGAGAGAGGAGCACUUUGUUCUGGAACAAAAAUGAUCCUAAUAAACAUUAAAGAAUUAUGGUUUGGGUAGUAGAAUGGUCACGGGCUGCCUGGCAGGUUGGGAACUAAAGAGACUGGUGGCAUUCCGUCUGAGGUACCACUGUGAACAAAGGUCAGGCACUCCUUUAACUCAUCUGUCAUGUAAUGGAUCUAAUUUCCCAGCAGCAGAUCAUGCAGCAUAUAUUAUUGCUCAGGCAAUAACUGGUUUAAUGCUGAUAGUAUUAAACUUUUAAAUGUACAUUGUUUCUUAAAACCUUCAAGUAAAUGUGCAAUUUAGUUUUAUCCUGUAUCCAUCACAGGCAUGGAUGAUAAUUUUGACAAUGCUAAUACUUGAGUUUUGCAGUAUGUUCUAGAAUAUAGUCCAGAUAAGUUCUUGGUUUUGGUUUGUCCAAGGAAUACCGUGAGAAGUUAAUUUCUACUUAAGUGGUGUCACUUGAAGGCAUGUGCUUUUUUAGUAUGGAAGAUGAAAUAAUACCUUGAGUUUAAAUAGAAUGCAUUUAGGCAUUAUAAAAACUUAAAAAUAGCUUUCUUCCACUAUAUUAUUGAAACCAGUGAAGCAACUAGUUUCUCAUUCUGAAAUGUGCACACUAAUCUUUAGUUUUACUUCCUGUGGAUAGUAGUACGCACUUUACUCUGCAGUGUUCUGCAAGGUGUGUCAAGUGCAUUGAUACUACUCAGGAUGGUGGGAUCCCUCCAAACUGUGUGUGUGGGCUUGCACAGGUUGCUGUGCUGCACAGCUGCUCUUCCAUCUCGCGGUGCUCAUGACGUGUGGGGUGCGCAGAGGCAUUGCUGUAGUCGGUCACUGUGGUUUUCUUCCGCAGUCAUUUUAUCAUUUUCCUGUAUUGGUUACGAAGAUACUAUUAUGUUUGUAAAUUGCUACCUUGUAUUUUAUGCAUGCUCUGUAAUUUUUUCUUUAGUUACUGAUUUGGAAUAUAUUCACAUUCUAAUAAACAGUUAUAGGGGACUCCUC